This is a messenger RNA of Yarrowia lipolytica CLIB122, 2655 nucleotides long. RefSeq lists its product as uncharacterized. NCBI's taxonomy places the organism in Eukaryota, Fungi, Ascomycota, Dipodascomycetes, Dipodascales. The record is from RefSeq and is a predicted model, not a curated record. Gene Ontology annotation, biological process: transmembrane transport. Gene Ontology annotation, molecular function: oligopeptide transmembrane transporter activity. Gene Ontology annotation, cellular component: plasma membrane.
AUGAAGAUCAACGUUAUUGAGGCGGCAAAACAUGCCAAAGAGUUAUGGCUGAAGAAAGAUCCCCGGGAUGAAGACGAGCUUCAGUCUGACGUUCAAGUCGAGGUGGUCGAGGUGGAAGAACAUCUACUUGAGUGGAUGGGAGCCAAACUGGGUAUUCCUCCGUCGGAUAUGGAUGGCGGGUAUCCGCGAGAAGUCCAUUUUAUGGCGGAAAAACUCGCAGAAAUGUCUCUCGAGAAAGCCCUGGAGCUCGUGAAAACUAAUUACGACUACCAUGACCAUGACAACAACUUUCGGCACGAAUACCGGAUGGAAAUCAAGGGUCUGUUGGACAUUUUCAAGGACAGCCCAGUCGAAUCAGAAAAAGAGGACCCCGAAAACAUUCUUCUGAUUCGUUAUUGGGCCACCAUUUUCGAUUGGUGGAGUCCUUACCCCGAGGUACGCUCUGUCACCGAUCCUUUCGAUGAAACAGACACUACGGUCGAAACCUGGCGAGUAUGGGUACUGGGAACAAUUUGGGUGGCCAUUUCGGCCUUUGUCAACCAGUUCUUCUCUGUACGUUUACCUGCCAUCACUCUUGACGCCUCUGUCUGCCAGCUACUGCUCUAUCCUUGUGGAAGACUCCUUCAGUAUGCACUUCCCGACUGGGGUUUCAGAUUCAGAGGCAAAAGGUAUACUCUCAAUCCGGGAAUAUGGAGCCAGAAAGAACAACUACUGGCCACAGUUAUGGUCACUUGUGCCAACGGAACUCCCUACAUUACAUCCAACGUCAUCACCCAAGCGCUUCCCAUCUUCUACAAUCAGAAAUGGGCCUCUGACUACGGAUAUCAGUUUGUGUUCAUGCUUACUACGCAGAUGAUUGGUUUUGGUAUGUCUGGAUUGCUCAAACGUGUGGCUGUGUAUCCGGUAAAAGCCAUGUGGCCGUCGCUACUGCCUACUCUUGCCGUCAACAAGGCACUACUGGCUCCAAAUCGAAAAGAGAGCAUCAACGGCUGGAAAAUAUCACGAUACAACUUCUUCAUGGUCAUUUUCGCCGUCUCUUUUCUCUACUUUUGGGUCCCCAACUACCUCAUGAACUUCAUGCAGACCUUCAACUGGAUGACCUGGAUUUCCCCCCGAAAUGCAGAUCUGGCCAUCGUGACGGGCUCAAUUGAAGGGCUUGGAUUCAACCCAAUCCCCACCUUUGACUGGAACCAGGCGACCGCCCUACUGGCUCCCAUUACCCUACCUCUCUACACCUCUGUCACGGGCUUCUGCGGGGCCUUGUUUGGAGGGCUGGUAAUUCUGGCUCUCUACUACUCCAACAACUCGUGGACGGGGUACAUUUCCAUCAACUCAAAUCGACUGUUUGACAACAAAGGAGAGGUUUUCAACGUGACGAGAAUUCUGACAGACUACAGAUUCGACCGAGACAAGUACCUAGCCUAUUCAACCCCGUACUACUCGGCAGGAAACCUGGUGGCGUACUCGGCCAACUUUUCAAUCUUCACCUUCUCCUUUGUCUACACGAUUCUCACUGAUUGGAGAGCAAUGAAAGACGCCAUAGUAGACACCGCCAAGGCGGUCAGAUACAUCCAUCGGUCCAACUACUACGGCAAAGUCGACCCGUACUCUCGAUACAUGAGAAAACACAAGGAAGUUCCAGAUUGGUGGUUCUAUCUGGUCAUGAUCAUCAUGUUUGUCCUAUCUGUGGUUCUUGUUGAGGUAUGGCCGGUGGACACUCCGGUUUGGUGCAUUGUUUUUGUCAUUGGGUUGGUUGCUGUGUUCAUUAUCCCCUUUACCGUGUUUCUUUCUUACACAGCUACAGAACUCACUCUCAAUGUGCUUUCCGAACUCAUGAUUGGAUAUGCCUUGCCUGGGCGGUUCAUGGCUCUCAAUCUCGUCAAAGCCCUGUCUGUUCAGAUUGCCCAGCAAGCCCAAGCGUACACCAAGGACCAGAAGCUCACCCAUUAUGCCCAUUUACCCCCCAGAACAAUCUUCUGGCUGCAGCUCUGGGCCACCCUGGUGAAUGGAGUGGUUGCAAUGGGUGUCAUCCAGUUCCAGUUGGGCCAAGAAAAGCUCUGUGAACCAGAUAACAAGAUGAAGUUCACCUGUCCUGAACAGACCACGUUUUUCACCGCCUCGGUUGCUUGGGGGGUCAUUGGGCCCAAAAAGAUGUUCAACAAGUAUCCCGUGAUGAAAUGGAUGUUCUUGUUUGGAGCGUGUGCCGGGCUUUUUUUCUUCUUUGUGCAGGUCACCAUGCCCAAACUGAUGGUCCGAUGGUUCCCCAAACAUGCAGACAGAAUCGACUUUUACCGACGCAAGUUCCUCUAUUUCAAUCCUCUCAUUUUUGUCAUGGGAAUUGUGGACGGAUGGUCCCCCUACAAUCUGACCUACAAGGUCGGCGGUCUCUAUCUCGCGCUCGUGUUCAACGGAUACAUUAAGGGACGCUACCUGGCCUGGUGGAGAAAGUACGCCUACGUAAUGGAGGCGGCUAUUGUGACUGGAAUCGCCUUGUCGGCCAUCAUCAUCUUUUUUUCCGUUCAGUACAACCCCAAGGAUCUGGACUGGUGGGGCAACAGUGUGGUAAAUGCUGGAUAUGACAGUGAGGGCAUUCCUCCGAACGUCCAGGUGCCGGAAGACCCCGGCUAUUUUGGUCCGCCUCCCUCCGAGUGGUGA